Molecule: messenger RNA, 1518 nt
Organism: Linum trigynum
Lineage: Eukaryota; Viridiplantae; Streptophyta; Magnoliopsida; Malpighiales; Linaceae
Source: the annotation of a GenBank genome assembly
AACUCAUCGCCUCAUUCUUCCUUUCUUUCCUCUCUCAUUUGCUUGCUCUGCUUCGACUCUCGUUCUUUUCUUGCGAGUGAGAAAUAGUGAGUUUGAGAAGAAAUACUACAGAGAGCUAUUCUGGUGGAUCGGCCCUAAAUCAAGAGUAUAUCACGAUAAAUCAUCAUAUCAUUUAUUUGUUGUCUAUGCUUAAUAUUGUCCAAGUAGAUUGGUUAGGUAAGUUCGUUUAUUAUUGCCAUUUUGGUUUUGAGGUGAUUUUAUAUAAUUGCUCGUGUAUAGUGGUUUUAUGCUCUAGAGGGUGUGCCACUGGUUUCAACUUUUUUAGUGCAAUAUACUUACUUUUUUUAUUGUUGCAUGUUGAACUUAGCAAGUUGUAUUUGAGCAUGGAGGCAAGAGCAAGCAAGAUGCUAAGUUUGAAUGACUCAAACUAUCGAAUAUGGAGAAACAAGAUGAAAGAUCUCCUGUUUGUGACGAAGUUGCAUUUGCCGGUGUUUAGCUCGGCUAAGCCUGAAGGCAAAACUGACGAGGAUUGGGAGUUUGAGCAUCAACAAGUGUGCAACUAUGUUCGACAAUUUGUUGAUGAUAAUGUGUACAAUCACAUUUGUGGUGAGAAUGAUGCAAAAUUUAUGUGGAGCAAGCUUGAGGGACUUUAUGCAUCGAAAACAGACAACAACAAACUAUUUUCUCCGACCAAGUUGGAGCAGAUGGAGUAUAAGGACAACAAGUCCUUGGGGGGUCAACUUGGCGGUUCAGAGUUAAGUUCGAUAGAGGUAAGAACAAGCAAGAUGGUCCGUUUGAAUGGCUCAAACUAUCACAUAUGGAGAAAUAGGAUGAAGGAUUUCUUGCUCGUGACUAAGUUGCAUUUGCCAGUGUUUAGCUCGAGUAAGCCUAAAGGCAAAUCUGACGAAGAUUGGAAGUUCGAGCAUCAACAAGUGUGCAGCUACAUUCGACAGUUUGUAGAUGAUAAUGUGUACAAUCACAUUUGUGAUGAGAAUGAUGCAAAAGCUUUGUGGAGCAAGCUGGAGGGACUUUAUGCCACGAAGAACGGCAACAACAAACUAUUUUAUCUUACCAAGUUAGUGCAGAUGAAAUACAAAGACGACACAUCUCUUGGUGGAUCACUUGAACGAAAUUCAAGGGAUCGUAAAUCAAUUGUCCGACAUGGACAUAAAGAUGGAAGAUGAAGUGAUUGCUCUCCUGGUUCUUGCUUCCCUUCCAGAAUCGUUGGAGACGUUGAAGGUUUCACUUACCAAUACCGCAGAAGAUGGCGUUGUCAACCUGGAGGCUGUCAAAAGCGGAAUUCUUAAUGAAGAAAUGAGGAAAAGAUCACAAAGUGCAUUCACAUCGUCGCCACGGUCAAGUAUUCUGACAGUGAAUCCGAGGAGCAGAGAAAGAAAUGAGACGAGUCGAAGAAAGGCCAAUAAAUUAGCUAGCGUUUAUCGUCUUCCCCAAUCCACUCAUCCCAACAAUGAAGUGCAGGAGCGGACAAGCAAGAGCAAAUCAAGAGUGAGGGAGUCA